AGUACUUUUUUCGGGUGUUUUCAGAGAGCUCAUUGAUGUCUGCUCUUGAGAUAUUUAGAAAAUUGAGAAAAAUGGUUUGAGUUGUUACUUCAGAUAAAUCUGUUUCAGUAUUAGCUAAGCAUUCCAUUACGAAGAAUUGUUCCUCUGUUUUAGUGUUCUGCAUAUAAUAUGCAUGGAUCAUUUCUUAUUUUGUGCUGAGCAUCUUGCUUUUCUCUAAUCUGAGCUUGUGUGAGCGGCUCUUUAUUUGAGCUAUAGAUAUUUGUUAGCGUACUUUUUUUUGCGUUUUCUGGCGUUUUAGAAAGCUCCGAGAUGUUUAAGAGAAAUACUUAAAAAAUGGUUUGAGUUGUAAGGCUUUGGGAAUAAUCUGUGUCACAUUUUUGAAAGAAAUUUCAAGAUUAACUAGGCAUUCCGUAAAGCAGAAUUGGGGAUUGGAGGUGGAGGUCUAUUUGAGGAAAGCAAAGAAAAUUCCUUCAGAGCUCCCCGAUGCCUGGCGCCUUUUGCAUCUAACCAUGCUUGGAUCGUGAAUGCAUUUGGGGUUUGUUAAUUUGCAUAAAUUUGAGUAUAUUUAGCUUCAUUACAGAAAUCUCAGUGCGUUUGGCAGCAUUUAAUGAAAUUUGCUUAGCUGGGAAGAGUCGCUUUCUCAUGUUUCCUAUAUGCGCUUGAGCUUUCACAUAAAUACCUAUUGCUAAAGAGGAUCGGAAUGGAUUAGGUGUUUUUGCAUAAAUUUGAGGUGUGUAGCUUACAUUUCAGGUUCGUUUGGUCACAUUUUGACGAAUUUUUUGAGUGACUUCAACGGAGAGUUUUGUUCUAUAGAGUAUUUUGAUCAGAUCAGGAAGCAUUUAAUGAAAUGUAACACAGAUUCAGGGUGUUUAAGUAUUAUAAAUGCUGUGAUGUUGAGGAUCUGUUACAAAGCAGCCGCUUUGAUUGUUUUGAAAGGGUUUGAGUGAUGAGGGUAGGAAUUCCAUGGGAAAAUAUGGGCGAUCUGGCCAACGUCGCACAGUUGACAGGGCUCGACGCGGUUAGACUGAUUGCCUUGAUCGUGAAGGCGGCCAGCAAUGCACGGAUGCAUAAAAAGAAUUGCCGUCAGUUUGCUCAGCACCUAAAGCUUAUUGGGAAUCUGCUGGAACAGCUUAAGAUUACCGAGUUGAAGAAAUAUUCUGAAACCAGGGAGCCUCUGGAGCAGCUCGAAGAUGCUCUCAGGAGGUCUUAUGUUCUCGUGGAUAGUUGCCAGAAUAGGAGCUAUCUGUAUUUACUGGCAAUGGGGUGGAAUAUUGUGUUCCAGUUCAAGACAGCGCAGGUGGAAAUUGAUAGAUAUUUGAAGCUUAUUCCUCUCAUCAGCCUUGUCGACAAUUACAGAGUCAAGGAGCGACUGCAAGCUAUUGAGAAGGACCAGCGAGAAUACACCCUUGAUGAAGAAGAGGAGCAAGUUCAUCAAGCAAUCCUGAAUCCAGAAUCUUCAAUAAUGAAUGCUGGAAUGUUGCAGAAAUCACUGUCCCGUAGGUAUCCUGACUUGGGAUUUGAGGAGGCUCUUAAGAGAGAGAGUGAGAAACUGCAAGUUGAAUUACGAAGAUCACGAUGCUUGAACAGCGAUCAAUGUGAUGUGAUUCAACAUCUCAUUGAGGUUACCGAGUCUGUGGUAAAUAUUCCUUCCGAGAAGAAACAUUUACGUCAUUCAAGUUGUGAGGAAGAUAAUCAUCCUUGUGCAGAUUGUUGUGAAGAGCAACCCUGCUCAAUGGAUGGAAGUUAUCUUCAGAAGCAAGAUGGAAGACAGGAUUCGUUAGUUUCCUCAGGACGUGAUUUGAUAUCGGAAAGAGGUUCCCAUCGGUAUGGAGAAUGGCAGACAGAUCUCUUUGGUUGUUGUAUGGAGCCUUCUUUAUGUUUUAGAACUUGCAUUUACCCAUGUGGGACAUUUUCAAAUAUAGCUGCAGUGGCCUCAAAUGGGAAAAUCUCUCCAGAGCAGGCUUGCAAUGACCUGAUGACAUAUUCACUUGUAUUUGCUUGCUGCUGUUAUACAUGCUGUAUCCGUCGGAAGCUGAGAAAAACGUUGAACAUUGCGGGAGGCAUGUGUGACGACUUCUUAACACACAUCACUUGCUGCUGCUGUGCACUGGUUCAAGAGUGGCGUGAAAUUGAAUGUCGGGGACUGGAUGAUUCGCACAAGAGAAAGAUGAGUCCACCACCUUCCCAGGAAAUGGAGUCAUGAUAUUAUCUUCACUGCCUAUCUGAUAAAGCUCGAUCGAAUAUUGUUAACUGAUCCAGGAAGCACUUGUGAAUUUUCUGGCACAUUAGAGCUCUUUCAGCUAAGCAAAUGAUAUGUACAUUCUGGUGCUGCUAGUUCAUUGGUUUACUAAAAAAGCUUUUUUUCAGGAAAUUCUAAAUCUGUAUACAUGCAUGAGCCAAAUAAUGACAUUUCUAAGGCUGGGCAAUAAAUAGAAAACUAUUGAAAUUUGUAUCAUUAGUAUUUUGUUCCUUCCUUUGAGGAUAUCUUACCAGGACAUUCUUGGAUUGUUUGGGCAGGGUUUAGGUUAUCAUACAGCUUCUUAGAGUCCCCUCCUCUUUCUGUAAAUAAAUGUCUUGUAGGCGUUGGGCAGAAUACUAGAACAAUUCUGUAUACAGAGAUUAUGUGUCAAGAUUUUACAUUGAUUUA
Molecule: messenger RNA, 2647 nt
Organism: Cryptomeria japonica (Japanese cedar)
Lineage: Eukaryota; Viridiplantae; Streptophyta; Pinopsida; Cupressales; Cupressaceae
Product: protein MID1-COMPLEMENTING ACTIVITY 1
Exons: 8
Coding region: 947-2203 (418 amino acids)
Biological process (GO): cell surface receptor signaling pathway
Source: RefSeq, a predicted model, not a curated record